UAGGAGACAGAGGAGACCCAGACAGCUGCCGAGACCUCUGAGAGAAACCCAGAUACCAAGAGAGAAGAUGUAUCUAAUGGGAGGCUUCCUGGUCUUCUGUGGGCUGUUGGCCCAGACUAUGGGCCAGCUUGGAGCCCUGCCCUUGCCCCUGGGCCAGGCCCUGCCCUUACCCCUGGACCAGGCCCUGCCCUUACCCCUGGGCCAGGCCCUGCCCUUACCCCUGGACCAGACUCUGCUCUCAAGUCCCAUGGAUCUCGCUGGAGGCUUAACAAGUGCCCUCAGCAGUGGCCUGCUCUCUGGGAAUCUGUUGGGCAUUCUGGAAAGUCUUCCACUCUUGAACAUCCUGAAGGCUGGAGGAGGCACUUCCAGUAACCUGCUUGGGGGCCUGCUUGGAAAAGUGACUUCAGUGAUCCCUGGCCUGAACAACAUCAUUGAUAUAAAGAUCACUGAUCCCCAGCUUCUGGAACUUGGCCUUGUGCAGAGCCCCGAUGGCCAUCGUCUCUAUGUCACCAUUCCUCUCGGCCUGAAACUCCAAGUGAAAACGCCCCUGGUCGGAAGUCUGUUGGAGCUGGCUGUGAAGCUAAACAUCACUGCAGAAAUCUUAGCUGUGAGAGAUGAGCAUGGGAAGGUCCACCUGGUCCUUGGCGACUGCACCCACUCUCCUGGCAGCCUGCAAAUCUCCCUGCUUAACGGACUUGGCUCCCUCCCCAUUCAAGGCCUUAUCGACAGCAUCACAGGGGUCUACAAUAAAGUCCUUCCUGAGCUGGUGCAAGGCAAGGUGUGCCCUCUGGUCAAUGGGGUUCUCAGCCAGUUGGACGUCACCCUGGUGCAUGACACUGCUGACCUGCUGAUCCAUGGACUAGAAUUUGUCGUCAAAGCCUAA
Molecule: messenger RNA, 883 nt
Organism: Otolemur garnettii (small-eared galago)
Lineage: Eukaryota; Metazoa; Chordata; Mammalia; Primates; Galagidae
Gene: BPIFA1
Product: BPI fold containing family A member 1
Exons: 8
Coding region: 68-883 (271 amino acids)
Biological process (GO): antibacterial humoral response; immune response in nasopharyngeal-associated lymphoid tissue; negative regulation of single-species biofilm formation in or on host organism
Molecular function (GO): lipid binding
Source: RefSeq, a predicted model, not a curated record